This is a messenger RNA of Diaporthe citri, 1284 nucleotides long. RefSeq lists its product as uncharacterized. The transcript has a single exon. Gene Ontology annotation, molecular function: protein binding. The record is from RefSeq and is a predicted model, not a curated record. NCBI's taxonomy places the organism in Eukaryota, Fungi, Ascomycota, Sordariomycetes, Diaporthales, Diaporthaceae. The coding region runs from base 1 to 1284 and encodes 427 amino acids. Gene Ontology annotation, cellular component: mitochondrial matrix.
AUGCGGCCCAGAGGCAACAUCGUCCCCAGGCGCAUAGGCCACCCGCCAGUGACAGCAGCGCCAAGCUUCAUCUGCUCAAACUGCAGGUUCGCAGCAGCAGCCACCGUCGCGCGGCCCCGACGAGCCCGGCCAUUCUCAUCAACUUCCCCAGCCCGAUCGUCGCUGCCACCACCGCCACCGCCAUCGGGGCUGGUCGCCCUCUCAUCCAGGCGCCUCAUCUCCGUCUCGGGCCCGGACAGCCCCAAGUUCCUGCAGGGCGCCAUCACACAGAACAUCCUCCCGCCCGCCGUCAGUAAUGGGAACAUCAGCAGCAGCAACCCCUCCGGCGCCGGCUCAUACGCCGCCUUCCUGAACGCCACGGGCCGCGUGCUGCACGAUGUCUUCGUCUACCCGGACGCCCGAGGCAGCCCGGGGGAGAGCUUCCUGAUCGAGGUCGACGCGGCUGAGGCGCCCAGGCUCGAGCGCCACAUCAAGCGCUACAAGCUGCGCGCCAAGUUCGCCGUGCGCCUGCUCGACCCGGGCGAGGUCACGAUCUGGCACGGCUGGGACGACAGCGGCAGCGACAGCACGGCGCUGGAAGCCGGCACGGGUCUCGAGGCCCCCCACCAGCUCGUGCACCUGAGGGACCCGAGGGCGCCCGGGCUGGGGUACCGGAUGCUCACGGAGGGGGAGCGGGAGCCGGCGGUGGGUCUGGAGAGGGCCGCCGACGAGGACGUCUACCGCGUGAGGAGGUACCUCAUGGGCGUGCCCGAGGGCCAGUCGGAGCUGAUCCGCGAGAAUGCGCUCCCGCUCGAGGGCAACCUGGACGUCAUGGGCGGCAUCGACUUCCGCAAGGGCUGCUACGUGGGCCAGGAGCUGACCAUCCGCACUAAACACCGCGGCGUCGUGCGCAAGCGGGUCCUGCCGGCCAUGAUCUACGGCGCGGACGGCGCGGAGCAGCCGCGGCAGCUGGAUUACCUCCCCGGGGCCCACCCAGGCGGCGCCGUGCAGUCGGCGGGCUCCAUACCCGCGGACACGAGCAUCGGGAGGUUUGAAAAGAAGGGCCGCAGCGCCGGCAAGUGGCUGCGGGGCGUGGGCAACGUCGGCCUGGCGCUGUGCCGGCUGGAGAUCAUGACGGACGUGGUGCUCCCCGGGGAGACGGCUGCGAGCUCAUAUACCCCUGCAGACGAGUUUAUUAUGGAGAGGGAGGCGGGCGAGAACGGGGAGGAGCCUUUCAAGGUCAAGAUAAAGGCUUUCGUUCCCGAGUGGCUGAGGCAGGGGCUGGAUGAACAGCAGAAGCAAUGA